GCUUCUCAUUUCGAUCACCCUUCUCAUGAAUAUUUUGAUCAUGCUCAGCAAGUACAUGGCUUGAUUCAUAAGAAGCUACUUCAAGAUCAUCAAGUACAUUUGCUAGCAAUACUUGAGAAUUGGCCCGUUGAAUAUACAAACUUGCAAGUUCGAAAUUGCCAUUUACUGGAGCCAAUUUUUGAAGAUCUUUUGGCUUUUUAUAGUUAUCGGGGGCUUUAUUGUCAUUGGGGUUAUCAUAGUCACUGGGGCCUUAUUGUCGUCAUAGUCACUGGGGGCUUCGUAUGUACAAAAAAAUCUACAUUAGAAAAAUGUAUAAAUUAA
Dentiscutata erythropus is the source of this 321-nucleotide messenger RNA. NCBI's taxonomy places the organism in Eukaryota, Fungi, Glomeromycota, Glomeromycetes, Diversisporales, Gigasporaceae. The record is from the annotation of a GenBank genome assembly.